Anisakis simplex (herring worm) is the source of this 744-nucleotide messenger RNA. The record is from the annotation of a GenBank genome assembly. NCBI's taxonomy places the organism in Eukaryota, Metazoa, Nematoda, Chromadorea, Rhabditida, Anisakidae.
AUGAUGUUGGAAAUCGUUCCCAACGCUGAAAAGAAUAUUAUUGCCAGCAUUAUGCUCGAUAUACUCAAAAAAGUGAACAAAACUAUCGCUCAUUCGGCGACUAAUGCUCUCUUCCAGGCAUCUGAGGAUGUGCAAAACGCUCAAUAUGGAUUGGAUUCAAUACGUGUUGAGACACCGAUGUGGUAUUGCAUCUGGUGGUGUAGGAGCAGCUGGGAGCUAGCGCAUAGACGUCGUAUAGAGGCAGCUGAAAAUGUGCUAGCAAACGCACAGCAACGUAGGUCAGAUGCAAUCGAAGCUCUAAAUGACGCAAAGCACAGACGUGACAGCAUAAGGGAUCGGAUUACCGAAACUGUGCAAGCAUUGACAGAGAACAAGCAGGAAUACGAACAACAGAGGGCUACCAUCUUGGAGAGCGCGAAUUUAACGCAGACAAUUCUGGAACUGUUGCAAGAUUUGACUAUGUUGGAAGAACAUGUGGACCAUUUAAAUGAAGAACUGGAAGAGUUUGAAGAUUUGUAUGAGGAAGAUCUGGGAAUUGAGUGGGAAUCCAUAAAUGAAUCACUCGACGCCAUAUCGAAGUAUUUGACUGAUGGCGGAUUUGUGAAGGCUUUAGCCGCCUGGGGCAUUGACAUCAAAGGCUUUGAUGUAGAGUCAAUCAGAUCUCUGGGUAUCGACAUUGACGAGAAAAUUGCUAAGUUGCUUGGGAUAAAAUCACAGAAGUUGUUCAAGGUGAUUGUCCAUUAA